Cyprinodon tularosa is the source of this 1896-nucleotide messenger RNA. RefSeq names its product serine protease FAM111A-like. NCBI's taxonomy places the organism in Eukaryota, Metazoa, Chordata, Actinopteri, Cyprinodontiformes, Cyprinodontidae. The coding region runs from base 1 to 1866 and encodes 621 amino acids. The transcript is spliced from 3 exons. The record is from RefSeq and is a predicted model, not a curated record.
AUGUCUGGAGUUCCUGAGGAUGAGAAUCCAAACAAAGACCAUGAAGAAAAAGAGAUUAAGAAAGAGGAGAUAGAAGAACCACAGGGGGUACAUAAACACCGCUUCAAUGUUAAGUUUAAAGCAACAAACAAAAUAUUCCCUGUUACCUGUCGGAAACCAGGCACAGUGCUGGAUGCGAUAAAGAAUGACCACGGUGAUAAACUUGAGAAAAUGAGAGAUAAUAAAAUUAUUAUUCAGCUUGGUACAGAAGAUAAGAAACACAUGAUUGCGACACACUUCCCUUGUUGUUUAGUUAAAGAUGAAGAGUAUCUGUGUGUAUCAAGUACAAAAGAAACAGUUGAAGAAGUUCAGGAGCAACAUGACAGAGCAAUACAACCAAAAGACGACUAUUCUGUCUUCUAUAUCGAUACAAUAGGUGGAGUAAAUGCUAAAUCAAAGAAAAAGUUUAGAAACACUAUUGUGAAGGAGUUUAAGUACCUCUGUGUUUAUGGAGAAAAAGGAAUGAAAGUACAAGAGGCUCUGAGAAGAGAUGGUCGCUUCUGUGAACUAGAGGACUUUGAGUUGUCUGAUAACGCCGACAAACCAGUAACAUAUGGAUGGAAGACAUAUGUAGAGGAUCUUGAUCAUAAAGAACUUAAGAUAUGUCUAUCAAAGGGAAAGAAUGUGAGUAAGGGAAACUUUCAGCCCCCCACUGAACAACAGAAACAGCAGAAACAAGCAGGUUCAACAGAGACGUGCCAAAGCACACAUGAAGCAAGACCCUAUCUGGAAAAUGCCCGUGACAGUGGAAAACGUGUUGGAAAUAUAUUGAAAGAGUUACGUUCAGAUAAAAGUGAGGAUGUUGCCAAACGUGAGGAGAUUUACAAACAGCUCCGUGAGCAGUUCCCAGAACUGAAAAGGUGGAUGGAGAGCAGGUUUUCUCCUGAAUCUUACCAGAAGGCUUUGAAACAUGAGAAGUUUGGUAAGACCCAACAGUCUUUUAGUGAAGUUUAUAGACUUCAGAAGUUGCUGGAAAUGGGAAAAUCCGUCUGUAAGAUUGUUGUUUCUGGUGUUUGUCAGGGAACAGGCUUUGUGCUGUUUGACAAUCUGAUCCUGACUAAUGCCCACCUGUUCAGAGGGCACCACGAGGGAAAAGUCCUAUCCUCUGGUAAAAAAGUUUCUGCUCUGUUUGACUACGACAUCCCUCAGCCAGAGACACGUUGCUAUUAUUUCUAUGCUGAGAACACAUUCGUUGACAUUGAUCAGGACCUAGAUUAUGCCAUACUCAAGCUCAAACCUGAGGGUGAAAAAUUAAAUCCAAAGACAAAAGAAAAAGAUAUAAAAAUCCCUCCAGGGCUGCUGAAAAGUUUCACUGAGCUUCCUAAGAAUGGUGAGGCCUGUAUUAUUGGCCACCCAGCAGGAGAAGUGAAGAAACUUGAUCCAACAUGCAUCAUUGAGCCAGAAAAUAGACCACAGGCUGUCAAUCAUCAUCUGGCUCCUUAUCAAGGAACCCUUUUCACAAUCACUUCUAUCGUUGAAACAAUUAGAUCUCAAGGCAUUGAGCAAAUAAUGCAAAUGAAUGUUGGGACUUACAACACUUUCAUGUAUCAUGGUGCUUCUGGCUCUCCAGUGUUUGAAGCUAACUGCAACGUUUUUGGGUUGCACACUGGAGGGUUUACCUAUGGGUUUGAAGGUCAUAAAGAGAGUGUGAUUGAGUACGCUAAACCUCUGCUCACCAUAUUUGAAAAGUUUGUAAAUAACCUGAAGGAAUCAGGUGAUACAGAGAUGUUAGAGAAGGUUAAGAAGCAAGCACAGAAAAACGAAAACCUUCAGAGGAUCAUUGAUUCUGCUGAACAGGAUGCUGAGGAGCCCAUGUACACAAGUUAGAUGUAGCCAGAUGUCUCCAAAUACAAAUGA